Messenger RNA from Grus americana (Whooping crane), 2042 nucleotides. RefSeq names its product translation initiation factor IF-2-like. The coding region runs from base 481 to 1389 and encodes 302 amino acids. The record is from RefSeq and is a predicted model, not a curated record. Lineage: Eukaryota; Metazoa; Chordata; Aves; Gruiformes; Gruidae. The transcript has 2 exons.
GACAAAGUUUUUACUGAUUUGGAUCUGGGAAGGAAGAUAAUGAUGGAGAUGGUGAUACUGAAAUAUUUUCUAAUUCAUUAGCAAAAAAGGAGAAUUUUUAGCAAACACAGGCUAGACAACUUAAACAACGGGUUUUCCUACGGUAUGCCAGAACACCCCACAUAAGCAUGGACAUCCUCCCUUCCCCAAGCACAGCCUCCAGCUCCACUUCCAUCCCCACUCAGCUGUGGGCUCACUGCGGAGCUGCCUCCAGGUCCUUUUGUGGCAGGGCCAUUCCUGGGGCACCCUUGUGCUCAGUGACUGCUCCCUUCCUCAGCAGCAGCAGCAGCUGUGGACACUCGAUGUCUGCCCAGCAAUUGGGGUUACGCACCCCUGUGCUCACCCUGGGACCUGUCCAUUGCUCGGCUGGCUCUGGUCCUUGUGACGGGGGCAUGAUCAGCAACCACGACCAGUUGAGGGGAUCACACACAUCAAAGAUGAAUGGUGCCUCCGAGUGCCCCAUCACGGUCUUGUUCAUCAGCUCUUCAUGCUACUUGUUGGGGUGCUGACUCCCCCUCCCUGCUGCUGGCUGAGUGGUGGUGGGGGCAGCUCCUACAGGAGCUCUUCAUGGUGCGCUCCUCUUGCUGUGCUCCCCAUCCACCCCCCGCAGCACAACCGCCUGGGGCUGGGCUCGGCCCCGGCCUGCUGCCGGAGAGGGUGGCUGGGCUGUCCCCGGUACCGGAGCCGGGGCUCCGGGGCGGGCCCCGGGCUCUGGCUUCGCACGGGCAGCGCUGGGCCGGGGCUGUGGCGGAGGCCGCGGGGGGCACAGCGGGGCCGCCCCGCUGGCUUUGCCCGCUAGAGGGCAAGAGAGCCCCGCACAAGCGCGGCGGGGCGGCUGCCCCUGCCCCGCAGCCCUCGGCGCCCGCCUCGCCCGGCCCGGCUACUGCCCCGCUCCCGCCACCGCGGGGUUCCGGCGCCGCGGCCCCGCGGGGAGCCGCCCCGGGAUGGCUGCUGCUGCAGCGGGCAGCUCGGCGCGGCCCCGCCGCCCGCUCCUUGGGCCAGGAGUCCCCGCGGAAGUGUCUCCUGGGGGCGGCGAGAGCCAGCGGGCCUGAGGCCUUCAUCUGGGCGCCGGGCAAUGGCGGAGGAAAUGUCCUGGACGGCCACGACGCCGUGGAUGGAGCGGUAAUCACUUCCAUCGGGAAAGCUGGCGAGGCCUUUGGCCGUUCCAGAAAGCAGGCAUGGAGCCAUCGUGGAGCUGGCAUGGGCCAUCGCCUUCUCCAUCAGGGCGAGGGCACACCAGGCCGCUGCGCCUGCCGCAGCACACGCAGAGUGGUAAGUGGGGGCACGCACCCAGCUCCUGCCGAGCUGGGCAAGCCGAGAGGCACCUUCUCCCUGCCCCCAGGGAGGUGACGACGCUGGUGGCUGGCUGCAGCUCCGGUCUAGCGCUGGUAAGUGGCAUCCAGCUGACGGUCUGGGUAUGUGCCUUGGUUGGUGUAAGAAUGCCACCUCAUCUUUCAGAUAGCGAGCUAUCUACAAAGGAAGUGUAUCAGGCAAAGGAAGAACCUCAGGGACACCCUGCAGCCUGCUGGCAAACCCUGCUGAGUCUGCAGUCGCAAAUCAGCACCGGCAGUAUGGGAGCACCAAGAAGGCAGAAACCUCUUUGAUUAGACACUGCGUGGCUCGGGCAGGAAAGGUGCACAAGGCAAAAGGCGGGCAGUGGCAGACCUGAUCUCACAUCAAUGGCACUUUGGCUUUUGAACUGGAGGGACUUGCAACAUCAUGGACAAUCAAUUCAUUACUAAAACCAGCAGAUAGCAGCUAUGUACAAAUACACACAUGGGAGAAAUUUUAAACAUAUUUGGCAGCUUUCACACUUACAUCACCCUGUCUACCUUCAAGUAUCACCAACAAGGACACGCAUUCCAAAAGACUGUAUCAACACCUGUGUCAAUGCGCUCAACUGUACCUGGCAUCAUUAUUAUUACUUUUAUACUUAAGAUAUCUUAGAACAUGUAACCUGAUAACUCCCACCCUAGGACGGUAAUAAAGAUCAUAUUCUGCCA